This is a messenger RNA of Tinamus guttatus (white-throated tinamou), 3879 nucleotides long. Lineage: Eukaryota; Metazoa; Chordata; Aves; Tinamiformes; Tinamidae. The record is from RefSeq and is a predicted model, not a curated record.
CCUCCCUCCUGUCACACACCGGAGAAAGUGAGAAUCAUGCAUCAGCACCAGCAGCAGGAGCAGCACCAUGAAGAGACGAACUAUGCAAGUAGCACCAGAAUUCCUCUCCCUGGUGACGGACCAACCAUUCAGUCAAACAGUUCAGCACCAUCCAAGCAAACUGUUCUGUCUUGGCAAGCUGCAAUUGAUGCUGCUAGACAAGCAAAGGCUGCCCAAAAUAUGAGUGCUACCACAACCCAGCCUGUAGGAUCUCUGUCCCAAAGAAAACGCCAGCAAUAUGCCAAGAGCAAAAAACAGGGUAAUACGUCUAACAGUCGGCCACCCCGUGCUCUUUUCUGUUUAUCCCUCAACAAUCCAAUACGAAGAGCCUGCAUUAGUCUAGUAGAAUGGAAACCAUUUGACAUAUUUAUACUACUGUCUAUUUUUGCCAAUUGUGUGGCCUUAGCUGUUUACAUCCCAUUCCCAGAAGAUGAUUCUAAUUCAACUAAUCAUAAUUUGGAAAAAGUAGAAUAUGCCUUCCUGAUAAUUUUUACAGUUGAAACAUUUUUGAAGAUUAUAGCAUACGGAUUAUUAUUACACCCCAACGCAUAUGUAAGAAAUGGAUGGAAUUUAUUGGAUUUUGUAAUAGUAGUAGUAGGAUUAUUUAGUGUAAUUUUGGAACAAUUAACCAAAGAAACAGAAGGUGGCAGUCAUUCAGGUGGCAAACCUGGUGGCUUUGAUGUCAAAGCCCUAAGAGCCUUUCGUGUAUUGCGACCUCUCCGGCUUGUAUCAGGAGUGCCCAGUUUACAAGUUGUCUUGAACUCCAUUAUAAAAGCCAUGGUCCCCCUGCUCCAUAUUGCCCUUUUGGUAUUGUUUGUAAUCAUAAUCUAUGCUAUUAUAGGAUUGGAACUUUUUAUUGGAAAAAUGCACAAAUCUUGUUUUCUUAUUGAUUCAGAUAUACUAGUUGAAGAAGACCCAGCCCCUUGUGCAUUCUCAGGGAAUGGACGUCAGUGUGUCAUGAAUGGCACUGAAUGUAAGGGUGGAUGGGUUGGACCAAACGGAGGCAUAACCAACUUUGAUAACUUUGCAUUUGCAAUGCUGACUGUAUUCCAGUGCAUAACCAUGGAAGGAUGGACUGAUGUGUUAUACUGGGUAAAUGAUGCAAUAGGAUGUGAAUGGCCAUGGAUCUAUUUUGUUAGUCUUAUCAUCCUUGGCUCAUUUUUCGUACUUAACCUGGUUCUUGGUGUACUUAGUGGAGAAUUUUCCAAGGAAAGAGAAAAAGCCAAAGCCCGAGGGGACUUUCAAAAGCUACGUGAAAAGCAGCAGCUUGAAGAAGAUCUGAAGGGAUAUUUAGAUUGGAUUACACAGGCAGAAGACAUUGACCCUGAGAAUGAUGAAGAGGUUGAUGAAGAAGGCAAACGGAACAGGGUUACAUUGGCUGACUUAAUGGAAGAAAAGAAGAAAAGCAGGUUUAGCUGCUUUGGCCGUUCUUCCAAUAAACAUGCAAGCAUGCCCACCAGCGAGACGGAGUCAGUGAACACCGAGAACGUGAGUGGGGAAGGAGAGAACCCCGCCUGCUGCGGGAGCUUGUGUCAAACUAUCUCAAAAUCCAAGUUCAGUCGACGCUGGCGUCGCUGGAAUCGAUUUAAUCGAAGAAAAUGUAGAGCUGCAGUAAAGUCUGUCACUUUUUAUUGGCUUGUUAUUGUCUUGGUCUUUCUGAACACAUUAACUAUCUCAUCAGAGCAUUAUAAUCAACCUGACUGGCUGACCCAAAUCCAAGAUAUUGCAAAUAAAGUUCUCCUGGCGUUAUUCACCUGUGAAAUGUUAGUAAAGAUGUACAGCUUGGGCCUGCAGGCUUAUUUUGUAUCUCUUUUUAACCGCUUUGAUUGCUUCGUUGUUUGUGGUGGCAUUGUUGAAACCAUUCUGGUGGAAUUGGAAAUUAUGUCACCCCUUGGAAUUUCGGUGUUUCGCUGUGUUCGUCUCCUGCGUAUUUUUAAAGUAACAAGGCACUGGGCAUCCCUGAGCAACUUGGUAGCAUCCUUGUUAAACUCAAUGAAGUCCAUUGCUUCACUGUUGCUUCUGCUUUUCCUCUUCAUCAUAAUCUUCUCGUUGCUUGGAAUGCAGCUGUUUGGAGGCAAAUUUAAUUUUGAUGAAACUCAAACAAAACGGAGCACCUUCGAUAAUUUUCCACAAGCUCUUUUAACUGUAUUCCAGAUUCUAACAGGUGAAGACUGGAAUGCUGUUAUGUAUGAUGGUAUCAUGGCAUAUGGUGGCCCAUCAUCCUCAGGAAUGAUAGUCUGUAUAUAUUUCAUUAUCCUCUUCAUCUGUGGUAACUAUAUCUUGCUAAAUGUCUUCUUGGCUAUUGCUGUGGAUAACUUAGCAGAUGCUGAAAGUCUAAAUACAGCUCAAAAAGAAGAAGCAGAAGAAAAGGAACGGAAAAAGAAUGCAAGAAAAGAGAGUCUGGAAAAUAAAAAAAGUGAGAAGUCAGAAAGCGAUCAGAAGAAACCCAAGGAUAGUAAGGUGACAAUUGCUGAAUAUGGAGAAGGAGAGGAUGAGGAUAAAGAUCCCUAUCCACCCUGUGAUGUACCAGUAGGUGAAGAUGAGGAAGAUGAGGAGGAUGAACCAGAGGUACCAGCAGGCCCACGUCCCCGAAGAAUUUCGGAACUAAAUAUGAAGGAGAAGAUAACCCCGAUUCCUGAAGGGAGUGCCUUCUUCAUCUUCAGCAGCACCAAUCCAAUUCGAGUGGGAUGUCACAGGCUCAUCAAUCAUCACAUCUUUACUAAUCUCAUCCUUGUCUUCAUCAUGCUGAGCAGUGUUUCCCUAGCAGCAGAAGAUCCAAUUCGCAGCCACUCUUUUCGAAAUAAUAUCCUAGGGUAUGCAGAUUAUGUCUUCACUAGUAUGUUUACAUUUGAGAUCAUUUUGAAGAUGACAGCUUUUGGAGCAUUCCUUCAUAAAGGGUCCUUCUGCAGGAAUUAUUUUAAUCUGCUGGAUUUGCUGGUUGUGGGUGUUUCACUGGUAUCCUUUGGUAUUCAAUCAAGCGCUAUCUCAGUUGUGAAGAUCCUCAGAGUUUUAAGAGUCUUGAGGCCUCUAAGAGCGAUAAACAGAGCAAAAGGACUUAAGCAUGUUGUUCAAUGCGUCUUUGUGGCCAUUAGAACUAUUGGUAAUAUCAUGAUUGUUACAACUCUGUUGCAGUUCAUGUUUGCUUGUAUUGGAGUGCAGUUGUUCAAGGGAAAAUUCUAUAAGUGCACUGAUGAGGCAAAACAGAAUCCUGAGGAAUGUCGGGGGAUAUAUAUUGUUUAUAAAGAUGGAGAUGUUGAUAAUCCAAUGGUCAAAGAGAGGGUCUGGCAAAACAGUGAUUUCAACUUUGACAAUGUUCUGUCUGCAAUGAUGGCUCUAUUUACAGUAUCUACUUUUGAAGGCUGGCCAGCGCUGCUGUACAAAGCCAUUGACUCAAAUGGCGAGAACGUAGGACCUGUAUACAAUUACAGAGUGGAGAUCUCCAUUUUUUUCAUCAUCUAUAUCAUCAUUAUUGCUUUUUUUAUGAUGAACAUAUUUGUUGGUUUUGUCAUUGUUACAUUCCAAGAACAGGGAGAGCAAGAAUAUAAGAACUGUGAGCUGGACAAAAAUCAGCGUCAGUGUGUAGAAUAUGCCUUGAAAGCCCGCCCUCUUCGUAGAUAUAUUCCAAAAAAUCCUUACCAGUACAAGUUCUGGUAUGUGGUGAACUCUACUGGAUUUGAAUAUAUCAUGUUUGUCCUCAUCAUGCUGAACACACUUUGCUUGGCUAUGCAGCACUAUGGACAGUCAAAGCUCUUUAAUGAUGCAAUGGACAUUAUGAAUAUGGUUUUCACAGGAGUGUUCACUGUUGAAAUGGUUUUGAAACUGAUUGCGUUCAAGCCCAAG